CCCAGCGCCCCGGAAGUGAUCGGCGGCAGCUGCUGCAGAGCGGCCAGGAGGAGGGUGGAUCUCCCGAGAGCCGAGCCCCCGGAGUCCUCCUCCACCUCCUCCUGCCGCCCAGGUUCCACCGCCGCCUGUCGGACUCCUCCUUUUGCCGCUCCCGGCGCGGAGCCUCCUAGACUACAAGAGCGGAGCACUAUCCGGCUGGAGCCAGCUCAGCCGCGGCUUCCGGAGCCCACGGGGCGGCUGACCGGCUUGCGGUGCAGACACUAAGGAGACCGAAGCCUGCAGUUUCUUAUCUCAGUGACGUAACCACUAUACAGAGGAAGUAAAGGAAGAAGAUUAUAUUACUCCAGAAAUACUUUAGUUUCAGCCUUCAUCUCAUUUUCCUCCAAAUCCCAGCUGUUGAUUUGGUUGUUCUUUCAAUAUUCUUCUUAAUCCUUUGGUGAAAACUCUGUGACACGAGAUGGCUGCGAAUAAGCCCAAGGGUCAGAAUUCUUUGGCCUUACACAAAGUCAUCAUGGUGGGCAGCGGUGGUGUGGGCAAGUCUGCGCUGACUCUGCAGUUCAUGUAUGAUGAGUUUGUGGAGGACUACGAGCCGACCAAGGCCGACAGCUAUCGGAAGAAGGUGGUGCUGGACGGGGAGGAAGUGCAGAUUGACAUCCUGGAUACAGCCGGGCAGGAGGACUACGCGGCCAUCAGGGACAACUACUUCCGCAGCGGCGAGGGCUUCCUCUGUGUCUUCUCCAUUACUGAAAUGGAGUCCUUCGCAGCCACAGCCGACUUCAGGGAGCAGAUUUUAAGAGUAAAAGAAGAUGAGAACGUUCCAUUUCUGCUCGUUGGAAACAAAUCAGAUUUGGAAGAUAAAAGGCAGGUUUCCGUAGAAGAGGCGAAAACCAGAGCCGACCAGUGGAACGUUAACUAUGUGGAAACAUCUGCCAAGACGCGGGCCAAUGUUGACAAGAUUGUGCAGAUUGGCCCUUCCUGGAGACCAGGUAUUUUUUGAUUUAAUGAGGGAAAUUCGGGCCAGAAAGAUGGAAGACAGCAAAGAAAAGAAUGGAAAAAAGAAGAGGAAAAGUUUAGCCAAGAGAAUCAGAGAAAGAUGCUGCAUUUUAUAAUCAGAGCCCAAACUCCUUUCUUAUCUUGACCAUACUAAUAAAUAUAAUUUAUAAGCUUUGCCAUUGAAGGCUCAAUUGACUGAAAUUACUUUAACAUUUUGGAAAUUGUUAUGUAUCUCUAAAAGCAUGAAUUGGAACUGCACUGAAAGUCAAAUUCACUUAAAAAGAAAUUAAUGUGGCUUCACCAAGAAGCAAAGUUCAACUUAUUUCAUAAUUGCCUACAUUUAUCACGGUCCUGAAUGUAGCGUGGGCGCUUGUGUUUUGCCGGCAGUCUUUCUUGAACUGUUCGAGAGGUGAGAAUGGGGGUGGGCAAUGGGAGGAAAGGCCACUUCCUCUGGUUUAUUAUAAAGCUUAAAUUUUAUAACCAUUUUAAAAUGUCUUGGUCUUCUACUGCCUUGAAAAAAAAAAAUGACAAUUGUGAACAUGAUAGUUAAACUGUACCACUUUUUUUUAACCAUUGUUAUGCAAAAUAUAGAAGAAAAAGUGACUGGCAUGAUUGUUGCAUAUAGUUCAAUUGAGAGUAAUUCAUCUGUGAACCUGCAUUAAUUACCUGGUGAUUAACUUAGAAAAGUGGUGUAAACUUGUACAUGGAAAUUUUUUAAUAUGCCUUAAUUUAGAAACUGAAAGAUACCUGGUUACAUCAUUCUGGGUUGUAUCCUCAUGGUGCCGUGGGCCCACUGCCCACGUGUCCUGGUGAGAGAAUACGUGUCGGGAUGGAGGACAACUUUUGUAUAGAAGAUGCUCAAGAAAUAACUGCUAGAGUCUGUCCAAAUGUAAAAUGUGUGCCAUACUCUGGUUCUUGAAAAUGAAGUUCCAGAGCCCCUUGAUUGCUUUUAAUUAACUGUAAGGUAGUUUAAAAAUGAAGGACCAGCAUAUACUUGUAAGAUAAUUUUAGACUAUGAGGAUUCAGUAUGUCUCAGUGAACCCUUAUUCUUGAAGAUGCUGAUCCCUGGAAAUCCUUUUAUGCAAGUGGUGAGCAUGUGUUAAGAUUUUGAUCUCUUUGGAGCAGGGCAUAGGAAAAGUGUCCACGGUGCUAAUGCGUUUUGCACUAGACCACUUCGGGAAAGUAGUUGUGCUUGCCAUCUGUUAACUUCUAAAUUUGUAUUCCUGAGGUUGCAGUUUGGCUGUGCGGGAGUUACUAGGAGUGUUUGUAGUCUGUGUUCAUAAUGAAGAACACUGUAGUUACAUUUUCCUAAAGUUAACAUCGAACAGCCAAACCUGAGGAUAGUGCAGAAAACAUGUUUGCCCCCAAACAGUAGGCUGUGUCCCCGUUGUACGGCAUGCCCACUGAAGGGACAUAAUUUCAAUGGGAGAUAUACCACUAUCAGAUUUUUCUUUUCUUUGGAAUGGGACUAAGGCAGUUGUUUCAAUAAAGUUUUACUUUCUUUAUGCUCAGUCUUAAUUUCAGCAAGUCAAAGAUGUGUUCAGGCAUUCCAGGUAACAGAUGUGUAUGUAAAGCUAACACAAAUAGGCUACUUAGGAACUGAACUCUUUAGAUACUACAUCCAGCUUGUCAUGUUAAAUAUGUGUCCUUAAAGGGUUUGAGAUGUACAUCUUUCAUUUCGUAUUUUCCAUAGGCUAUGCCGUGUGCAGAAUUAAAGCUCCCCAUGUAAGCGCAGCCCCGCGGGCCCAGCAAUCUCCACGUGUACUUGUUGCUGUCUCGUUUAACCAGGGGUCCUAACCACUAACGUUGUGACUGUGCUUUGAGACCUUUCCUCUCCUGGGUACUGAGGUGCUAUGAAGCCAAAUGACAAAGACGCAUCACAUGUCUUAGGCUGAUGCCACUACCCGACUGGUUUAUUUGCAAUUUGAGCCAUUUAAAGACCAAUAAACUUUCUUUUUUUAAA
Molecule: messenger RNA, 2956 nt
Organism: Dama dama (fallow deer)
Lineage: Eukaryota; Metazoa; Chordata; Mammalia; Artiodactyla; Cervidae
Gene: RALA
Product: RAS like proto-oncogene A
Exons: 8
Coding region: 458-997 (179 amino acids)
Biological process (GO): Ras protein signal transduction; regulation of exocytosis
Cellular component (GO): plasma membrane
Molecular function (GO): GTPase activity; GTP binding; GDP binding
Source: RefSeq, a predicted model, not a curated record